CUCACCUCGAACGCCAAACCCACCAAAGAAUCAGGUUUCUCUCUCCUGUUUUUGUCAGAAUCAUGAGGUACGGCGUACUGUUUCAUUUGCUGCUCCUCCUGCCAAUGUGCUCAGCUUACACUUACCAAAACGUGGCUUUACGUGGCAAAGCUUCACAGUCUUCUCAGUACAAAGGGGAUCCGUGGAAUGCAUUUGUAGAUGCUUCCAAUGCCAUUGAUGGAAACCUAAAUGCUGACCUUACAAAGGGAUCUUGCACCCACACUGAUACUGAAAACAACCCCUGGUGGAGAGUGGACCUGCUGGACUCAUACAUAGUCACCCAGGUCGUCAUCACCAACAGAGGAGACUGCUGUGCACAGCAAUCCAAUGGUUUGGAGGUUCGCAUCGGAAACUCUUUACGACAAGAUGGCACUGCAAACCCACUGGUUGCUACCAUUUCCUCUAUUGCAGCUGGAAGCUCUUAUACAAUAAAUUUUGCUGAGCGUGUUGAAGGUCAAUAUGUGAUCAUUAUAGCCCCUGGUGUGAGCAGGGUUCUACAUGUCUGUGAAGUGGAGGUCUACGGAUACCGCGCUCCAACUGAAGAAAAUGUGGCAGUUUAUGGAAAAGCUUCACAGUCAACAGUUUAUCCUGGAGCCUUUGCCUACUACGCUAUCGAUGGGUAUCGUGAAGGCCUCUUCAGCCAGGGUUCCUGCAGUGCCACAAAUAAUGACUAUAGCCCCUGGUGGAGACUGGACCUGGGAAGAACCCAUAAAGUGUUCAAUAUUAACAUAACCAAUCGGGUAGAAGUUCCCACUCGAAUUAACGGAGCUGAAAUUCGGAUUGGAGAUUCACUUGAUAACAAUGGAAAUAACAAUCCCAGGUGUGCUGUGAUCUCAACCAUCGCUCCAGGUUUUACUGAAACCUUUCAGUGCAACGGCAUGGAUGGUCGAUACAUCAACGUUGUCAUACCUGGAAGAAAUGAGUAUCUCACACUGUGUGAGGUGGAAGUGUACGCAUCUAGACUGGAUUAAAGUUUUCAUGACAACACUGUGGUUUAAAGUUAAAGCUGAAUGGAUAAUUUUGACCACUAGAGGGUGUUAAAAAACUUGUGAAUAUCUGAUUGUAUUGAAAACCAAAAUAAAACUCACUAAGGGGAAAGCAGUUCUGAGCUGGGGUCAGCCUCUGGUGAACCAAUAACGUGUUUUUGGGAAACUGUCGUACGCUUGAUGGGUCUGAUUUUGUAAGAUAAGCAACAACUGGAGACUACAGAUAGAAAAACAAGUAAAGAAAGAGCAGUAAACUUAUUAAUCGAUUUAAAAUGAAGAGCUAUAAUGUCUAACUCUUGAAAAUCUUCUUUUGAACAGAAUUUGUCCUACUGAUUAUCUAUAAUGAUUCAUCUUAGUACAAGAUCUCCUAAAGGAGCUCUCAUAACCAAACAGGAUUUGACAUUUUAAUGGGAGUUGACAUAAUAAAUUAUUUGCCCACUUGUAAAUUAAUUUCUAGUUCUGCCACUGUUUAACAGUGCAUUGCUGCUUAUCAUCUUU
Poecilia reticulata (guppy) is the source of this 1523-nucleotide messenger RNA. The record is from RefSeq and is a predicted model, not a curated record. NCBI's taxonomy places the organism in Eukaryota, Metazoa, Chordata, Actinopteri, Cyprinodontiformes, Poeciliidae.